GCAAUUAUCCUUCUUCAGUUGCUUGGCUGGGUUUUUUUGCCUGUCUAUAUAGCUGGAGGGGUGAGUAUGGACUAGCUGAGCUUAGUUUUCAGCUACAAAAUUAACCCACGUUUUAUGUAAUAAUGACCUGGUGUCUGAGCUUUAAAACUGGGUGGGGUGGGAUGGGGUGGGUUGGCAACUGCCACGCCCCUACUCAAAUGAUUCUGUUUUAGCAAAGUAUAAUGUAAACCAGGUAGUCACUAAGGCUAAUUUUUACAAACAUUGGAGUCAGAGUCACAGUCAGAAGUGCAGCAGUCUAGAGCAUUACAAUGAUCUAUUGAGGAAGACAGCAUUCUAAUUCUGUUAAGAAUCUAGUAAGAGGUAGCUUGUUGGAUCCUUGACAAGUAGAAGCAGAAGCAGAAGAACUGUACUAAUUAAAAAUUACCUAUCACAGUUUGUUGAAAACAUUGUGAUGUUGGUUUAUUCCUUUGCUUGUGCUUCUAAAUCAGGCAAUGUCAGUGGUUUUCGUUAGAUUGUAAGCUACAGAGGCAGAAGAAAAAGCUCUGAUUCUUGUCACUCCAGUUGCAUCUAAGUCCAGCUGUUUAUUUUCACUAGAUCAUAACUUAAUAAGAAUUAUGAACUGACUCCGUUGAUAGUGAAAACAAGCCUUAAGUUGAGUAUUAAGUUUCUGAUGGUGCUGACUUGAAUCUGUCUGUUAAUUCUCAAAAUUGUAUAGCAAUAUUUUUUCCUUUUCUUUUUGUAGAUUUGCACCUUACCAGAAUACAUUUCUCGUCGCUAUGGUGGCAAGAGGCUGAGAAUGUGGCUGUCUGUUGUUUCCCUUUUACUGUACAUCUUCACUAAAAUAUCUGUAAGUUGGCAUUCCACAGUACCAACAAUACAGUCAACUGCCUCUGAAUGGACACCUCCAUAAGACAGAAUUCUGUAAAAUGGAUACCUAGAGUUGGUUCCUGCCUUUCUGUAUUCCCUUUAUAUGAUUCUCUUUAAGACAGACAUCUCUCUAAGACGGACACUUUUAAGUGCCAACCCCAGAGGUGUCCGUGCUGGGCAGAUCAGAGUUGACUGUAAAACUGAGGAUAAAAACUGAAGCAAAGAUUAUCUCUUAUUUGGGUUGGUUUGAGUGAAACUAAAGCUGUUUUGUAUCUUACGUCAGGUCAAUUUAUUUUCUGGGGCAUUGUUUAUUCGAUUGGCUCUUGGAUGGAACCUGUACCUGGCCAUUUUGUUGAUGCUUGGAAUGACCUGCCUCUGUACAAUUACUGGUGAGUUAAAUUUUCCUUCUAUGGUUUGUUUCAAGUGUUUCCUCCAGAACCUUAACAGGUGGUAUGUCUUUAGUUAAAGCUACAUUAUUAAAACAGCAACAAAAAUGUGCAACUGCAGAACGAGUUGAAAAUCCUUGUUCAAACUUGUCUUGUGACAAAUCAUGUUGUUGCAAGAAUACUGACUUCUGAUGGGAUAAAAUUAUGAGGGGGCAUGCCAUACACUAGCCUGUACACAGACGUUGCUUUAUUUUUCUUUUUGAUAAUCAGCGAGUGUGUGAGAGUGAACGCGAAGCGCAACAAUGAGCAUGGAGUACAAGAAAGAAAAAUAAAGAACGUCUGUAGCCAUCUUUGGGAAAAAGAGGUUUAUUAAGUCCCUCCCCCACAUGUCAACACCUUAUCGUUAUCACCUCUGCGUUUGAAGUAACCAAUUAAAUUGGACCAAUGAUCAUUGAUAUCAAUGGAUAACUUGCAUUAUGGAAUCAUAUCAUACAUCAAACAUUCAAAUUUUACUUCGGGGUGGCAGCAUGCUGAUGGCUAUUUUUGAAUAAAUGGCUUGAAAAACACUGUCAACACCAAUUCAAAGUAGACAGACUGCAAAUUAUAGUAGUUGCUAAAAAAAUAUAUCUACGUGUCUCAACUGUUCUUCAGUAGGAUGCCUAAAAUGCGUGCAAUUCCACAAGUGGUUUCGGCUCCAUUAAAUCCUAUACCUGCAAUUGCAGAACAUUUUAGGAGGAGCCACCCACCGUGUGUUAUAUUUCUCUUUUCAGGUGGAUUAACAGCAGUUAUUUACACAGACACACUUUGUACUUUUCUGAUGGUUGUAGGAUCACUCACAGUUAUGGGAAUUGGUAAUGAUUUUGUUUUUUUUUUGUUUUGCAAUAAAAUGAAACAGAAAUCCUAGCAUUAAUUUUUUGCUCACCGUUUUAAAAUCAGCCGUGAACUAAAUAACUUCCACUAAUGUUUACUAGCUUGUUACAGCAGAAAAGAAAGGUAAAUGCUCUUGAAAAUUUUUGUGUUGAGAAGUGAUACAUUGAUAUGUUGAAAAUUAAGACUGUGCAAUAAUUAAUAUACUGAGUGUCUGUGUUCUUCUGGGUGAGCCCAUCAGUUGAGUGAAGGUUUCAUGAGCUGCUUUAUCAGCUUUUUUGUCUGAAAAGAUGUGCAACUAAUUAAAAGAAACCUACUUUUUCAAGAGGCCUUCCACCUCUGCGGUAAGACCAAACUAAGCAGAGAAGUUAUAACUACUUCAGUAGUAAAUAUAUGAAACCAUACUCACAAAGCUUUGCCUGUGGAUUGAAAAAUUAUUUCAAGCCCUGUAGUACAGUCAACUCUCUCUAAGACGGACACCUUUGGGACCGGCACUAGCUGUCCAUCUAAGAGAGAUGUCCGUCUUAUAGAAAGUCAAAUAGAGGGAGUAAAGAAAGGCAGAGAGUAACUCUAGGUGUCCGUUUUACAGAGGUGUCCAUCUUAUAGAGGUGUCCGUUAAGAUAGAGUCGACUGUAGUGUUUGUUUUAAUGUUGCUACACCUUUUUUCUAAUGCUACAUUGAAAAUGCAGGGUGUGUUCCAUUGGGAUGAUUCAAAUUGGGAUCAGUGAUCCAAGAUCCCUUGGAUCAUAGCAUGUCAAAGGAACCAAUAAAUUAAUCUACCCUGACAAAGAAUUCAUUGCUGGCCAUGGGUUCAUUUGAUGUACCAUGAGCAGAGUGAUCAGAUCCUAAUCUGGAUCAUCCCAAGGGAAUGAACCGGUACAAAGAGCACUGCUCUGAUUUUUUUUGCUGUAACAGGAUUUUCUGAAGUUGGUGGUUAUGAAGGACUGAAAGACAAAUACAUGAUGGCAGUGUCAAAUGAUACUCUGUACUCAAACAGUAGCUGUGGUCGGCCCAGAGAAGACUCAUUUGUGAUGUUGCGUGAUCCUAUCAACUCCGACAUGCCUUGGGCAGGGUUCAUUUUUGGUCAAACAAUUGCUUCAAUUUGGUAUUGGUGUGCUGAUCAGGUCAGUUUUGUACCAUUCGGUCAAAUAUUUUACAUGAACUCAAAUUUACAUUUUUGCCUUGUAUUAUUUAAUGAUAUUUCCCAAAAUACCAUAUUAUUCUUUUACAAUGAUUUUAUUGGUGCUGAAAGGAUUUGGCUGGUGUUACAUUUGUAGGUAAAAACCAAGGUUUUAAUACCAUGGUGUCAUUCCAGAAAACAUUUUACCCCCUCCCGAGGUUUUUUCCAGGUUAAGACUCCCCUUCCCCCAUUCUGUAAAAUCCUGCCCAUAAAGCAUCCAAUCAGAAUGCACCAUUCAGCCUGGAGAAGUGCUUGCUAUAAUAUGUCUGUUACUUGACCCUAGGUUAUUGUUCAGAGAGCUCUUGCUGCCAAGAGUUUGUCUCAUGCUCAGGGAGGCUGUCUGUUAGCUGGUUACAUUAAAGUCCUACCACUUUUUACUUUGGUGAUGCCAGGGAUGAUCAGCCGAGUUUUGUCUCCAGGUAAGGCAGUGAAGAGUCAUGGGAGAAGAAUUAUAACAUGACAACAUUCAAAGAGAUAAUAGAGACAGGGGACUCCUCAUGAUCAAUGGAAGUGGGCAAAGGACAAGGGAAUUCUUAUAUGAAAUGAUGAAAGUUGGAAUAGGACAGAGAAUUUCCCAGAAUGAAAUUAUAGCUGCAGUACAAUGUGUAGGCAAAAGUCAGGGCAAUCCCCUUUGUGUGAUGGAAUUGGGAAAAGGUAACUGGAAUCCCCAUAGUACGAUGGGAGUGGGCAAAGGACACCAGAAUCCCUGCGCAGCUAUGACAAAACUGGGGAACUGACAGGAAAUUUCCCCAAACUAAGAAGGAAGUAGGCAAAGGAAGUAGAGGAAAGAUGUCCUAGUUGGUGGCUUUGGAGGUGUGGUUAUCAACAAAAAAGGAAAACAGCCCAAUUUACUUGAGUUGGGCUUGCAUUGUCAGGUUUGGGGUGUAGUUUAUGAUGGGAUGGGAAUUGUUAGUGUAAAAAACAAACAAAAAAUCCCAGAUUAUUUAUCUGUAGAGAACGACAUCUAGCUCUGUCUAUCUCAAUAUAAUAGUUAUGUUUUUCCUUUCUUUUUGAAAGGCCACAUCUUCAAUGCCGUUAGAGAACAUUGAACAGGAUAAUGAUACAGAGUGCAUACAGACUUGUGCCACCACAACUGCCACCUGUAAUGUAGCACUCCCAGAAGUUAAGCUUUUAGCGACCACAAUCCUUCUCUCCAGGUUGCUAUUUUGUAUUUGUGGCAUGUUUGUAGCCAGCAUUCAUUUGAACUUCCCCUAAACGAGAAUGCGUAGAAUACUGCAUCUGAUCAUGUGUGUUAAGACCUUUUAUUAUUUAUUAUCUGAUCACGCUUCUUUUGACCUUCUAUCACAUGAAAUUUACGCAAAGCACUGCACUGGAGCAAAAGAAUUUUGACCUUCGCACUCCCUAACCAUUGUUAUUACAAGUAUGAUUUUUAUGCCCCUCUCAUCUAAAACUAAGGUAGUACCCGAGGUCCAGCCAGAAGGUACCCUGGAAGUCUAUAGUUAUGAAUUUUGUCUUUCCUUGGUGACAGACCGAGUUGCUUGCAGUGUCCCAGAGAAAUGUAUGGAAAUUUGUGGCAGUGAAGUUGGUUGUACCAACAUUGCAUAUCCGGAGCUUGUUCUAAAACUGAUGCCAACAGGUGAGAAAUACCAGCCCCUCUGUAUAGUUUACUGUUGUGCAUACGUGUAGCUACCUUAGUCAUGACUGAAAACACAAAAUGCCUCCACUGCCCGGUCUUUCAGAUAUUCACUACAUUGUCGCCCUCAAUUGUCAUUCGUAAACAGAACAUUCUAUGGUGUAAAUAACAUGUUGCAAAUAAUAAACGUAAGGAGACAAAUGGGAUCAUAAAAAAUACAACUAUACAUAUUCAUUCCUUUCCCUCUGCGAUUACUGUUUUCUAACAUUUAAAAUUCUACGGACAUGAAUCGUGUUGUAUUGGUAGAAUUAUUGUUCAUGAAAUUGAACAACAGGGUGAUGUUGGGUUUAUAAGAAAAUCAAUCCUCAAUUCAUGUACAGUGCACUUGACUUGCUGAAAGCAUAAAUAAAUGGGUGGAGGGGAGGGGAGGGUUGAAUGCAUUAUCAGGACCAAUUUGUGAAAUUGUUAAACUCAUUUGGUCAAGGAAAUUUAACAAUUGUCAAGAAAAGUCGUGGAAUCUCAGCAACUUCUGGCUGUCACGACCAUGUUUAAAUACAACCUUGAUAUUACAAAAAAAAACUUGAACAGGUCUAAAAAAGUGAUUGCAUUUAGUGUUUAGUGUAAGAACAAAAACUCUGAAUGGUUAGCUCAAUUAGUCGGGUAACAGACUUAAAAACUGUAGGCUCAUGCAGGUUUGAUUCCUGCUGAACCAUUACUUUCAAGGUUUUAAGAAAUAAGGGGACAUCGGUGGACAGUUAACAGUGGGUUAGGGGAGGGGGGUGUGGGUAGUUAACAGUGACUUAAUGGAGGGAAGGGUCGGUGGGCAAUUUCCCAGCAUCCUCUGCCGAUCGUGAUAAUUGAGGAAAUUGUGCUGACUUUGUGUCACAUCUCCAAAUGGUUAGACAUUCAAGUCUACUUGAAUAAAUAAGAAAGGCCACAGGCCCAGUCCCACAGUAUUUAACAUAAUAGGGAGUUUAAAAUAACACGGUGGCGAAACUUAAAAAGUGGCUUCACAUCCUUUAAAAACUUCAACACGUUCAUCCUAUCCCGCUCACUUUUUCCAAUGUAGGCAAACUUUCCUGGAGUUGCAUUCCGAAGAAAAAUAUGCAGGUUUUAAAAAAAAUUGAGAAAUUCGUUGUCGUUUACAAUACUGAUCGUUUCACGUCGUAGUCCUACAAAGUGCGCUGCACGUACAAAGUUGUUGUUCAACGUACCAGACGAACUGUGCGAAAAUUUAGACAUCUUGCCGUUCAAAAAUUUUGAACGUCAAAAUCAAGAUGGGUGUAGUGUUCUGUGCAUGGGCGAAAAGUAAAACCAUUGACAAAAGCUUAAAUUCAGCCUGGUUCAUCUGUGUGAACUGAGCAAGAAUAUUGAACGGUUCCGUGUUUUGCCGCCCAGUUAACUUUUUCAUCCGGUUGAAAAUUCGUCCGACGCCGUGUGAGCGUAGCCUAAAACUAUUUUGCGUCUUCUUGAGGUGACAUCUUACAAUACCUCUGUGUGACUGUUGGAUACAAAAGACCUACAGUCGAACACUAUUGACUAACGACCACCUCCCUAAAACGGUCACUUUAUUUUGUCCCGGCGGACAGUCCAUACAUUGACCCUUAUUUAAACCUCUCUACAACGGCAACGGCCACAAAAGCGUGUCCCCAACUGCCAAAAUAACCUCUCGACAACGGCCAGUUUUUUCAGCCACUGAUGAAAAAGUCAAGAAUGGUUAUGACAUUUGAUACGUAUGGCGUACCAAUCCACAAAUUUAAACCCCUAAAAGGUGCAUGCAGCAAGCCCCCCCCAUAACGGCCACCUGUCAACAACGGCCACUUUCUUCUGUCCCCUGGGUGGCCUUUAUGGAGAGGUUCGACUGUACUUGCAUGUUACUUUAGGUCUGUUAUUGUGUGAUAUUUAAGGUAUAUGUUUUUCUUAUCCAGGGCUGAGAGGUUUGAUGAUGGCGGUUAUGAUGGCAGCUUUAAUGAGUGAUUUGACGUCAAUCUUCAACAGUGCCAGUACUUUGUUUACCAUUGAUGUUUAUGGCAGAUUUCGUAAAAAUGCCUCGGUCAGAGAACUCAUGAUUGUGGGAAGGUACAUGUUUGUAUUUCACCUUUCUCCAGAGUUUAACUCCCCCAAUAUCCAGAUACAAAUUCUCCACACUACUCUCCAUUCUUUGCCAUAAAGAAUCACUUGAGAGAAUUUGAUAGAAGAGCAAAUCAUCAGUUUAUUUAUUCUCAUUGAUAACCUUUCCCCUUAAUGUUGUAUUGACAUUGUUGGAAGAAAUUUGAUGUUGAUCACUCUUAGGACUCGCUAAGGGUUAACCUUGUUUCUCUAACAUGAAGCACCUAUCUAAGAGUAUUGCUUCUAUCCCUUGGACGGAAUGCUAGUUUAUGCAGGUUUGCCACGGUCAGGGGAAAAUCAGGGAAAACAAAAAUUUGUCAUGGUCAGUGAAAAGUCAGGGAAAGUCUUUGAUAUUGUCAAAGUCAGUGAAACGUCAGGGAAUUAUAUUUUCGUUGCACACAAAAUUCCGUAAGCGUAAGCGUAGUUUCAAAAGGAAGUCAGGAAUAUUUUCAAGUGUUAUGCCGUGUUUUGCAGGAUAAUGGUAGCGAUCAUGACCGGAAUAGGUAUCCUGUGGAUCCCAGUGGUGCAGAAUGUACAGGGAGGCCAACUUUUCAUCUACAUACAAGCUGUCAGUGCAUAUUUCUCGCCGCCAAUCGCAGCUCUAUAUCUGCUUUCAAUCCUUUGGACCAAAGCUACAGAAAAGGUUUGUACCGAAUGAUGCCAAGCAGGCAUUUUAUUGGCAGCAACUAACACUCUUUUUAGGUCCGUACAACGUAAUGUACCGGAGAGCCAAAAUUGGUCAAUUUUAUGCUCGAGUCAUUUCUUAGUAUCUUAACCCAUACAUAUAAUGCUCCUGUAGGGUUGUGAAGGAGAUAUCAAACAAAUUUCAUCAGGGAGGACUAACCAUAAUAUUUUUUGGCCAUUUUUUGCCGGCAUAUCAUUAAAAUUUGAAGGAUGGCCCAACUUUUUCAAGUUUCAGCCCAUGUCCAUCCUUGCCACCCCGUUGUGACAGACAACAGGAAACAGUUUUAAAGCCUUAAACAACAAAACUGAAUCAUUAUUUUUCGGAAUUCCAUUGAUAAGAUGAAGACACUCUUUAGCUUUUUAAAAAGAUAGCAGGCAGCGUGACAUAAAAAGAUAGCGAGUGGCGUGACAUAAAAAGAUAACAAGUAGCGGGACAUAAAAAGAUAGCGAGUAGCGUGACAUAAAAAGAUAACAAGUAGCGGGACAUAAAAAGAUAGCGAUUAGCGUGACUUAAAAAGAUAGCAAGUAGCGUGACAUAGCCUCUUAAACUAAAAUUCUGUGUUGUCAUUCCAUGCUACAGGGUGCAUUCUGGGGUAUGAUCUUGGGCUUCAUUGUGGGUGCUAUACGCAUGAUCCUGGACUUUACUUAUCAACCGCCUCGUUGUGGCGACGAGGAUACUCGUCCAUCCAUCAUAGCCAAGGUUCACUACAUGUACUUUGCCUUGAUUCUCUUCUGGCUUACCAUCAUCACCAUUGUUGUCAUCAGUUAUUUUACAGAACCAAUGCCGGAAGCCAAUGUGAGUAGAUAAAGACAUUUACCCGGGAAAAGAGUUGACUUGUUUUUCAUGCUUAAAAUUAGUUUAAUCGAAUUCCACUUAGUGAGUCUGUUGUUUAUUUUAUGACUUAACUUUGUGAAGCAGCUUGAGCGGCGUUAGUUUCUGGACAAAAGUAUUUCAACGAAAAUUGUCGCAGAAAUGCUUCGGUGUCAUGCUUUAUAAUUGGCUCAAAGAUCUCGCGCCACUUUUUGAGCCAAUCAGAACGGAACCAAACCCAGUCGCAGUUUCCACUCGUGCGUUUCUCCCGCGCUUGGCACCUUCUACCUGCUGGUUGGUUCAUCGAGUUAUUGCCUGUGUUGUGAUUGGUCGGUGUUACUAGGAAGCUUCACCAAAGAUGACGGUGAUGGCAACGAGAACGGGCAUCAACAACUUUGCACGUGCAGCACACUUUUCUUGUACAUUUUUUUGGCCGCAAUUGCACGACCAUAAACGUCCUAGUUUCACUUUUUAUGGAGGGCGCGAAGUCAAGAAAACGACUUUCUUUCUCUUUUUUGAACUCAAAUGCAGUUCUUUUGAAUUCAUCUCCAGAAAAAUUUCUCAACAUUUGACAUAUUGAGCGGGAUAGAAUAAGAGCGAUCAUAAUUUUUAAACAGCGCGAAUUAAUUUUAUGAGUGGCGUUUUUGCUGUGGUCGCCAGCUCCCUAUUACUUUGGUUUUUCAAUACAAACAUGCUUUGAACAUCAGGUGGCUCGUUUGACAUGGUGGACUCGUCAUGAUAAACCAUCAGACACUGAUGUCAUGGAAGAGGCUAGAGAUGAGGAGAUUGAGAAACAAGAAAUCACAGAAGACAGUGAUGAGAUUGAGAUGCAGGACAUUGCUGCGGAGAAAGAAGAGGAGAAGGACGAUAACGCUGUUACGGAAGAGACACCUGCUGUGGAUACUGUGCACCACAGUAAGUUAUAGAAGCGAGUAAAAUGAGUCAGUGGUGUAGCUGGUGGUUUUUGAUGUGAUAUUCGUUUUUGGUUCGUUUUAUACGGAUUCGCGCGGGGUCAAAGGAGAAAACGAUUGAGAAGGGGGUGAGAGGAGGGGAGGGAGAGGAAAAAUCUCACUGUUUUCUCUCCUCACCCCCUCCCCCAUCGACUUCUGGUUCGACCUCGGUUCAGCUUUCGCGCGGCUGCAUCUCUUACUUUGCGAACCACAAAAGAAAGAACAAAAGAGGCCGCCAGCUACCCAGGCCAUGAGUGCUCUGAGGAGAGAAAGCCUUAGUUACAGUAGAGAGAUUUACAACCAUGUCCACCGCAAAUAGUAAACGUUAGAUUCAGGUUGACAUACAAUUUCUCAAUGUAGGAAAUGAAUAUAUAAAAUCAUUGUAAAAUAAUUGUGGGAAUUAACCUGAUAUGAAACCUAGUCCUUAGUUUUGUUUGGGUAAUAAUAACAAAUAGUAUGAGACAAAUAAAUGAAGGCCUUGGUCACAUGAUGCAACUCGGUUACGUUUGACGUAAAUGUUUAAUAACUUAAGCAACAAGUACGGGGUAGGGUAACAGAAGCGGUGAAACUUUGUACGUUCAUCACACUUCUAUUCCCAUCACUGCACGACUACAACGUAAAAUUCUCUAGUAUAUUGUCGAGUGCUUGUCCAGUGAUUAUAAUGCAUUACGAAAACUCCUGAAAAAAUAACGAAUUUAUCCCUUUCCCCUCUCCUUCCCCCGCUAACAAGCACCUGCCGUUACUUGAAUCGCGGAUAGCGGACUCUUUUUCUGGUCCCAAGGAUGUCAACGCGCGCUAGUUUUAACACCGCGGUCCAUCACAAAUCUAGGAGUAAACAUGAUAUUUUAGGUAUCCUUUUCUAGCAAUCUAGUGUGAAAGCUUGUGUGGCCAAGCAGUUAACACCUCAUCUGGAGGUCCCGGAUUCAAGACUCGCCCGUGGCGUUGCUUCCUUGCUUCACCCAGGUGUAUAAAUGGGCUGCGAUCAUGGACUAGCAUCCCCUCCAGAGGGGAGUAGCAAUACUCCUAGGUGUUCCAUGCUAAUGAAACCGGGAUAAGCUCCUGCCGUUUGAGUCUUGUGUGCGCCUUUACCUUACCCUUUUACCUUUCUAGCAACCUAAUCCUACCUUUAUCAUUAAAUAAAUUGCUCAGUGAAGGAUGCCUUCGCGCAUACAGCUGUUAUUCGUUUAUUUUGCCGAAAACUUCGCAAUGUAUAGCCAAUGUUUUGUAGUGCUGUGUUCAGGAACGCGUAACGAACCCCUAAGAACGUCUGCGUGGGAGGCUAUGUUUAUUUGGCUAUUUUUGGCCAAGGACGCGGCCUGCUCCAAAUUUUCCCGCGCAAGUACAGAACGCGGGGAAAACUUUCGCCCUCAUUUUCGAAAGCGACAAAUACUUAUGUUCCUUGACUGUAGCUCUUUUUGUUUCAGAACACAAGCCACACUCGAAGAUAAAACGCUUCUAUUCGUGGUUCUGUGGUUAUGAGGCAGGAACGGAAGAAGCCAAAAAAGCAGCUCAUGAACAACAUGAACGUCUUCAACACCUCACAUCCCUGGAGCGAAAUCGUUACGCCGAAACCUUCCUUAACAUCAAUGUUCUUAUUAUUAUGGCAAUCGGGCUCUACCUUUUUAUUUUCUUCUCCAUUUAA
Molecule: messenger RNA, 11090 nt
Organism: Porites lobata
Lineage: Eukaryota; Metazoa; Cnidaria; Anthozoa; Scleractinia; Poritidae
Source: the annotation of a GenBank genome assembly